AUAUAUCUUUGCGACCAGUCGCUUGUUGAACUUGAACCAGAAAGCAGUGAUAUUCGGACGUUAUUGGAGGAAUUGUUCUUAAGCGCGCUUUGCGGAAAAUAUGUUGCGAUCGUUUUUGAUGCUGUUGAUGCUGGGUUCUGCGGUUCUGGCAGGACCGGUAAUUCGCGAUGAUAAACGUUUAAAUAGAGGUGAUUUAGAAAGCAGUGCAACUCCGGAAGCUAGUACCACUUCAGUUCCAGAUACUACACUGCCGGUGCAUGCGGCAGAAACUAGCCCGGAAACGUCGAGUGUUGCAGUAGAAGUAUCAACAGAUGCCGCGGUAACUACGCUCGCUGCAGUGCAAACCUCCAGUGCAGUUCCUCAGCCUUCUUCAACGGCAGUGACGCCUGCUAAGCCGCGUAAAACCGUAACUUUUGAUCAGCGACAGGAGGGCAAGUUCAACAUUCGAGCUGAUUUGGAGAAUUUCGUUAUCGUUGUCGUACCAUCGUCUUCGUCAGCCGGAAUUUCACUUUUAGAUUUGCUCAAUCGUUCUGGUCAGAAAAAACAGCAGCAGAAAAAGUCGGCUCAUCGCAAGGGAGUCAAACAUCAUUCCGGCCAGAAAAAAGUGCAGAAUGUGACCCCAGAGGUGGUCGUGUUGGAUGAUGUUCAAUCACAGGCACGGGUAGUUAAUGAGGAGUUCAUCGAAGGACGCACCCCGUACAAAGUGGACAUUUCUAGUACUGGUCGCAGCAGUAACUCAGAGCUUCCAUCGACGAUCUAUCGCGUCGUACGACCAUUCACCGUCAACGUAGAACAGCCAACUUCGUCAAACAUGAUUCGUUUCCCCGCGUCGUCAGGUAAUUAUGUUAAUUCCAUAAGAGAGGCCAAAUCGUUGCCUGUGAUGUCGGCGACACCAUUCGAUGACGAAAUUAGAACUAAUACCGUAUUCGCUAUACUAACAAAUAACAACAAUGGUGAUGGUGGGAUCGAUCCUAUCGAGGCUACUGAUGAUGAUGACGAUCAUAAUAAUUACCUGAUGAUGGGGCAACGGACAUAUCUUGAUUUACCUGCUUCUCCUGAUUCUUCGUUCGUUAGCCUAGAGUACCCCCUGUCCGAUGUCGACAUGACGAAACUGCAACUGCAAGAGGACAACGAAGGGAACGGUGAUGGAUGGGAAUUGAAGUUGAUCGGUGCCCAGGAGCAGUGCGGUCCCGAUCGCAAACGUGACAGCUAUGGCGUGUGUCAAUUCGUCACACCGUAAGGUGUACCGCUUUUUCUCAAAACGGUUAGCGUUUAAGGUAUAUUUAUUAAUUGCUUAAUUUAUUAUAGACAACAUAAGUGCCAAAUAAAUGAAGAAUAUCAUGCGUAA
This is a messenger RNA of Wyeomyia smithii (pitcher-plant mosquito), 1348 nucleotides long. RefSeq lists its product as uncharacterized. The transcript has a single exon. The record is from RefSeq and is a predicted model, not a curated record. NCBI's taxonomy places the organism in Eukaryota, Metazoa, Arthropoda, Insecta, Diptera, Culicidae. Bases 101 to 1240 code for a protein of 379 amino acids.